AGCUACGCAGUCUCUGAGAUGGAGACGGUUGACUCGGAAAACACACGGGACACCAGGUACCUGGGACAAAGCCGUGUCGAUGAACCAAUCCGUUUGCAAAAAGGUUGCACGCAGCACACUGCUAUGCAGGUAGAGCAGGUAGACAUGGACAGCUUGGGGCUCCUUUUCAACCGGUGCAUCCAGGAAGUGUCUCGUCUACAGGUGCAGAGGGAUGAGCUGGUACAAGAGUUUCUUGAGAUGCAGAAACCCAUGCUGCGAGUCAUCGAGCACCUGAGAGGAAAGCUAAGGGAGGUGCAGAGGCUCCUUACCCUGGUGCAGCUUGAUUAUAUAGCUGUAUAUGAGGACGUGCAACGGGUGAAGAGGAAGCUGUUUAUUACUGCCAGAGAUUGUAUUCAGAAUCAGGUGAUGCUAGCGGAUGAGAAGUAUGAGGUGGCCCAGUCUGCUGUCACACAGGAGGAGCUCAAGGUACAUAUCAACAGUCUGGCACAGGAAUUGUCCGAACUUCAGGAGACCCAUCAGAACCAGCUCAAAAUCCUGAGAGACCAGGCCAAUAAACCCUGCCGGCCGAGAGCCAUGAGCGAUGUCAGCCACUGUCGCCGGGCCUCCCUCAGUCUACAACGACGACUCAGCUGCAACAUGAGGACACUGGAGAGUUGGUACGAGCCCCGGCUCAUGGCUUUGCUGAGGAGGAGGCAGGCUGGAGAGGAGGCCCUGAGGAAGAGCAAAGAGCAGGGACAAGACCUGAGGGCCCAUAUACAGCCCCUCAAAGAGGAAAUCCAAAAGCUGGAACUGCAGAGAUCCUGUCUGGAGGAGAGAAUAGCCCUGAUGGAGACAGAACGGGAGGACAGCAUUGCACAGUACAAGGAGACUGAGGAGGCGUUGGAGGAGACCCUUAAAGAACUGAGUAUUGAGUUUCAGAUUCAGAGCAAAUCAAAAGGAGAUUUGGAGAACCUUAAGGCUGGCUUUCUUAGAGAGCUAGACUCUCUCAGAGGCUCUGCUGAAUCCAGUGAAACCACUGUAUGAGGAGUCAUAAGUUUUUGUACUUUAAAUAAAUAACCUCUACAUCAGACCAAAACUCUAUAUUGUGCCUACAAACAAGGAUGCCU
This is a messenger RNA of Lampris incognitus (smalleye Pacific opah), 1106 nucleotides long. Its product is annotated as syncoilin-like. Bases 19 to 1023 code for a protein of 334 amino acids. Gene Ontology annotation, cellular component: intermediate filament. The transcript has 4 exons. Lineage: Eukaryota; Metazoa; Chordata; Actinopteri; Lampriformes; Lampridae. The record is from RefSeq and is a predicted model, not a curated record.